AUGUAACGAAGCAGCACUAACCCCAUUUUUCUAUCUCCAGAUCAAUUCGCCACUCUCUUCAAUCAGGGAAUUCGAGAAUCACUUUAUUUGGAUGAAAUGUAGGACCAGAGGGAACUUAGUUUCUCAGCUCCUAAGUUAGAUGAAAUGAAUUAAUCAAACCAACUUAAUUAGUCGAGUAAUUUUUUACCAGAAUUCCCAAAGGAUGAUGUUGUCAUAAGUAUUAUCCCUUAAAGUCUAUACUUAGUAUCUAGACAACUAUAUGAAUAAUCGUAAAACAUCGAGCAACAUAAUAAACAGUUGAGUGAAUCAUACCAAAGAAUAUUGAAAUAGAACAAAGAGUUGUUGAACAAAAGAAAAGAAUUGGAAGAGGAGAACUCCGCUCUACUAGAAGAAAACUUUGACCUCAAGAGAUAGGCUCAUGAACUUUAAUAAAAAUUGACGCUAGCUCAAAGUCAAAUGCUCAUCAAAAGAGAUUAAGAAAUACAAACUUUAAAACAACAAAUUAAAGAAUUGUAGAGUUAAUCAACUUCUAGAGAUUCAGCUACCAAGACUGAAGGAAGCACUGCCACUUCUCACAAAUCCUGUUUUGGAUCAAACACUCAUCGAGUUCAAUCCAAUGAACAAUCUAAAAAUCCAUCUAGAUUUACUUCUCCGGUACCAAAACAAUAAACCUCAGAAUUCUCAGUUUUCAAUUAAUACAAUUCGAAUACUGUCUUCGGAAAAUAACCCUAAUUAUGA
This is a messenger RNA of Paramecium tetraurelia, 738 nucleotides long. RefSeq lists its product as uncharacterized. NCBI's taxonomy places the organism in Eukaryota, Ciliophora, Oligohymenophorea, Peniculida, Parameciidae. The record is from RefSeq and is a predicted model, not a curated record. The transcript has a single exon.